AUGGGUCGCUCACCACUGAAAGGGAAGCGAAUUGAUUUUGGGUCGCCCCGGCGCCCCUUGCCUUCGAAACGGACUCUGCCUGAGAGGGAGCCUAAAAGGAAGGCUCCCCGUCCGACUCCACAGAGAUCACCUGUUGGCGCCGCCUCCAUGGCUCUUCAUCCGCCGACUCCUGCUCGUCGUGAAGUCGCUCCGACUUCUCGCCCUUCUCCUCCUCCGGGGACUGCUCGAGUAACUUCCCCAGGCGGGACCGUUGUUGACGUGCCUGCCCCAGAGCAACUGACCUUCCGUAUGACCUUUUCUAUUCCUCUGGAUGACUUGGACGGUCCGGUUACAGGGCUAAUGAACGAGGAAGACUUUGCUCGUUAUCAGGAGAUGUACCCGGACGACGAAGAACUGGUCGUGCCACCACUUAUGCCGGCGUUCUGGGACUCGCUUUGCCCACCCUCUCCUGGACCAUCGGGAGGGUUCUUUGGAAGCGACUCCUUCUCGCCGAGUGAGUGA
Ipomoea nil (Japanese morning glory) is the source of this 501-nucleotide messenger RNA. RefSeq names its product lysine-rich arabinogalactan protein 18-like. The transcript has a single exon. NCBI's taxonomy places the organism in Eukaryota, Viridiplantae, Streptophyta, Magnoliopsida, Solanales, Convolvulaceae. The coding region runs from base 1 to 501 and encodes 166 amino acids. The record is from RefSeq and is a predicted model, not a curated record.